This is a messenger RNA of Manduca sexta (tobacco hornworm), 6028 nucleotides long. RefSeq names its product ecdysone receptor-like (gene EcR). The coding region runs from base 1 to 1803 and encodes 600 amino acids. Gene Ontology annotation, biological process: negative regulation of transcription by RNA polymerase II; cell differentiation; positive regulation of transcription by RNA polymerase II. The transcript is spliced from 7 exons. The record is from RefSeq and is a predicted model, not a curated record. NCBI's taxonomy places the organism in Eukaryota, Metazoa, Arthropoda, Insecta, Lepidoptera, Sphingidae. Gene Ontology annotation, molecular function: RNA polymerase II cis-regulatory region sequence-specific DNA binding; zinc ion binding; ecdysone binding. Gene Ontology annotation, cellular component: nucleus.
AUGCCCGUAGAGACGCGUUUAGAUAGUUUAGUGCGAGGAAAAAGUGAAGUGAAAGCCUACGUCAGAGGAUGUCCCUCGGUGGUCACGGAAGCCGGGGCGUGUGACGCGCUCUUCGACAUGAGACGCCGCUGGUCAAACAACGGAUGUUUCCCUCUGCGAAUGUUUGAGGAGAGCUCCUCUGAAGUGACUUCUUCCUCGGCGUUCGGGAUGCCGGCGGCCAUGGUAAUGUCACCGGAGUCGCUGGCGUCGCCAGAGUACGGCGGCCUCGAGCUCUGGAGCUACGAUGAGACCAUGACAAACUAUCCGGCGCAGUCACUGCUCGGCGCGUGUAAUGCGCCGCAGCAGCAGCAGCAACAGCAACAACAGCAGCCGUCCGCUCAGCCGCUGCCGUCUAUGCCGCUGCCGAUGCCUCCUACGACUCCUAAAUCAGAAAACGAGUCCAUGUCGUCAGGUCGAGAAGAAUUAUCACCGGCCUCAAGUAUAAAUGGAUGUAGUACUGAUGGGGAACCAAGACGACAGAAGAAAGGGCCAGCGCCGCGCCAGCAGGAGGAACUGUGCCUUGUUUGCGGCGACAGGGCUUCGGGAUAUCACUAUAACGCGCUUACGUGCGAAGGAUGUAAAGGGUUCUUCAGGCGGAGUGUGACCAAGAAUGCGGUAUAUAUUUGUAAAUUUGGACACGCCUGCGAGAUGGACAUGUACAUGAGGAGAAAAUGCCAAGAGUGUCGGUUGAAGAAAUGCCUCGCGGUGGGCAUGAGGCCCGAGUGCGUCGUCCCAGAGUCCACGUGCAAGAACAAAAGAAGAGAAAAGGAAGCACAGAGAGAAAAAGACAAACUGCCAGUCAGUACGACGACAGUGGACGAUCAUAUGCCUGCCAUAAUGCAAUGUGACCCUCCGCCCCCAGAGGCGGCAAGGAUUCUGGAAUGUUUGCAGCACGAAGUGGUCCCGAGGUUCCUAACGGAGAAGCUAAUGGAGCAGAACAGACUGAAGAAUGUGACGCCGCUGUCGGCGAACCAGAAGUCCCUGAUCGCGAGGCUCGUGUGGUACCAGGAGGGGUACGAGCAGCCGUCGGAGGAAGAUCUCAAGAGAGUUACACAGACAUGGCAGUUAGAAGAAGAAGAAGAGGAGGAAACUGACAUGCCCUUCCGUCAGAUCACAGAGAUGACGAUCUUAACAGUGCAGCUUAUUGUAGAAUUCGCAAAGGGACUACCAGGAUUCUCCAAGAUAUCUCAGUCCGAUCAAAUUACAUUAUUAAAGGCGUCAUCAAGCGAAGUGAUGAUGCUGCGAGUGGCGCGACGGUACGACGCGGCGACGGACAGCGUGUUGUUCGCGAACAACCAGGCGUACACGCGCGACAAUUACCGCAAGGCGGGCAUGUCCUACGUCAUCGAGGACCUGCUGCACUUCUGUCGGUGUAUGUACUCCAUGAGCAUGGACAAUGUGCACUACGCGCUGCUCACCGCCAUCGUUAUAUUCUCAGACCGGCCAGGCCUCGAGCAACCCCUUUUAGUGGAGGAAAUCCAGAGAUACUACUUGAAGACGCUGCGGGUUUACAUUUUAAAUCAGCACAGCGCGUCGCCUCGCUGCGCCGUGCUGUUCGGCAAGAUCCUCGGCGUGCUGACGGAACUGCGCACGCUCGGCACGCAGAACUCCAACAUGUGCAUCUCGCUGAAGCUGAAGAACAGGAAACUUCCGCCAUUCCUCGAGGAGAUCUGGGACGUGGCCGAAGUGUCGACGACGCAGCCGACGCCGGGGGUGGCGGCGCAGGUGACCCCCAUCGUGGUGGACAACCCCGCGGCGCUCUAGCUGGCGCGCCGGCGCCGCGCCCCGCCGCCCCCGCCGCCGCCGCUCCCCGCGCCGCCGCCGCGCGCCCCCGCGGCCUGCGCUGAGUGCGGGACCCGCCCCGAGGAGAGAACGCUCAUAGACUGGCUAGUUUUAGUGAAGUGCACGGACGCGAUCGUGGGACCGCAUCGACGCGUCCGUGAGGACAGUGCAAAUAUUACCGCUAGGGCCGGUUCGUACGUGUCCGGUGACCGACGACGAUGAUGCGCGUGAGAUUAGUGAAUAUAUGUGUUGUUGAACGUUUGGAGAGUAUAUUUAGUGUUGAUCGUCGGGAGCGCCGCGGCCGGCGCGUGUCGGCGAGCUGUCCGCCGCGCGCCGGCCGCGGCGACUCCGCGUUUUUUUCGUUUGCGACCGGAAACCGAGUCGGUCACUCGGAUACGCCCGUAUGAUAAGACUUCUUUCGAUAAAUAAGUUCACCUGUAUUGCGCGUACAUACGAGAAUUAUAAAGAAAAAAAGUAAUAUAUGAAGAGAUGUUUCUAUUGGGUGAAAAGUUUAAACUUAUGUUUAUUUACCAAAAUUAACUAUACGUUGAUCGACCUUUUGACUAUAAUAUUGUGCUGGGUCGUUGGCAGCGGCCGACGAACGCGCGCCGACCAUAUUUGUUUAUAUAUAGUUUAUGUGAGACGUUAUCGUGUCGUGUCCACUUAGUUCCGAUUCAUGUUCCACCAUCCAGUGCCCGUGUCCUCGACUAGACGAAUAAUUAUAAUUUAUUAUUGCUGUGAUUACAUUUAUAACAUGUUGAAUUACCUAUCGUAGGAAGAUAUAAGUGCGUCUUAUUAAUUUAAUGACAUUUGUCGUCGGUAGCUUUUGCAGACAUACUCGUUUCCAGUUGUAGUUGUUUCAGUGAACAUGGACACACGAGCACUUGUACUGGUCACACUCGAUCGUAACGUUACAUAUUGACAGUCCGCUGCAGCCACUGCGGCGCCCAAGGUCUGGUUUACAUUCGCUCGAAUAGUUUAUGAUGUUCACUUUCAACCAUUCAAGUACUGAAAGGCCAAAUAAUGUAACAAUUUGUGCAAUUUAAUAUUAUUUUCCAUAAGUAUAAAUAUCUUAGAACACAUAAAACUGUAACACAUUUUAUUCUACAUUGGAGGCAGGUUUGGGAGUAGCGAGCGGUUGAAAAAGUAUCCUUAACGUAGCGGUUAUAGAGGCGUGGAUGCGCCUGGGCAGCUGCUUGUAGAUUUCUAGUAGUAAUAGCUCGCAAUGGCAACGUGGGCUCCCACAUUCAAAUACAUUUCUAAGUACAAAAGGCAGCUAGUUGUUUUUUAAUGUUAUGUAAAAUAAACAGAAUGUUAAAGUUUCUAUAUGUAUUUGGCCGAGCUUACUCUAUGGGAACAAUGUUGAUAGUAUAGGCGAAGAAUAGUUCGGCGUCCAGCGACGUGACAGCGUCGGUACACCCAAACCUGCGCUCGCAUACUGCGUGGAAUUUGUACAAUCGUCAUUAAGUAACGUGAAAAUAUUGUAUAGUGUAUCUAUUGUAAUACUAAAAUGCAUGUUCAACAUAUUGCGACAUACUGCCGGAAAGUACGAUUUACAUACGAAAUGCCUUAUUUCGCGUUACCUGUAUUGUGUACCUACAUUGUUGGUGAGUGGAAAAAUCAUAGUAUAUAGAACUUAAAAUUAAUCGAUCUCAAUUACCGGUAAGCGUUGUUAAACCGUACGUUAAGCGUGUUUCCGUUCGUGGCAUCAUUCUCAUUCGACGACGCUCCACCUCGCUCGACGGUGUCCGUCUCGAAGCUUCCUCACAAUGUGUCCGUUACACACACACACACACACUACCGUAGUGCUAUCAUCUCGUAUCCUCACUGUCAGUGUCACCGCUCGCGACAUUUCACCACAUUAUGCGGUUAAGUAAUAAUAGUAAGUGUCUGUUUGGUGCAUGUUGAAUGUGUCUUCUUUACAUGCCAUUAGGAGUGUUGUGUAUAUUUACAUUACGAGUAUGAUUGGAGUUUUUGAAAAUGCAUUUCUUAUACGUAUAAAAAUUCAGCGUGAGACGAUCGGGCUUGCACCGCGGAGCGCGCUAGUCCGCUUUAAACGAUAUUUUCGAUUUAAAAUAAUUUUAUUGUAGCAUUAGGCCUUUCUAAAAUAGCAAAUCGAUGCACAAACGUCACUGGAGUGUCUUAGUGUCUCCUGGUGUAUUAGGAGCGUAUUGAUAACGAACACACUGCCAUUAUAAACGUAAUAUACACCCCCACGGUGCGAUGUUGUAUGCGUGAAGUUAGCGGUUUAAUUGUAUUGUACGAGUAUUGAGUAUUGACCGUUUAAGUUGUUAUGAUCUGUAGAUAGGUUCGAGUUGGACAGUGAUGAGAUCUUGCGCUACGAUACGUUGCCUUACGAGUGCGGCGCGGCGGCGCGGCGCGGGGGCGGUCGGCGCCACGUGUCGCGCCACGCGUGUGCCUCGCGUGCGCCACGCGUCCGCCACUCCCGCGCCACGCCACGCGCCCGCCACUAACAUAACUGCCAUACGAUAAGUAAUAAUUGUUAUACAACAUUCGACGCGUAGAGUUUCAUAAUUAGCUUCAUAGUUUCGGCUCCCGUCGGUGCACAGCUGGUCGUGUUUGAUACAUAUUAUUCAAUUUCGAAAGUGUAAUAGAUUUAUUAAGUAUAAUAAUCUCACACGAGAAAGUAAUAAUAAAUAAUGAGAACCCUAAUAUAAUUUGUGUCUUAGCUGAUAAAGUAACAUUAGUGAGAUAAUAAGUUUAUAUCGCUCAUUGAGAUAGAUUCGGAGAGACGACACACGCGACCACCGCUACAUGGGGAUGGAAGGAUGAUGGAUUUGGAGGAUGCGACGCUCGACGGUUGGACGGUUCCGAUGGUUCGCUGUUAGGACGUGUUGCCCUUUUCGUUGCCUUCAGCAGUAACAGUUUAUUAGUGCUUCUAGCGGAGUGUUGCUAGUGUGCCCACUGUCCAGUUCAGAGUCCACAUUUCAAACCGGCUCCGUUGAAACUUUGUAUAUACAUAGAUACCUUUAGAUUCUAUUGGCAUAUGUUUGACAUAUGUACGUUUAUUUUUAUUCAUCUAAAGAAGUACAGAUGGCUGUUGUUAUUUUUAUAUUAUUUGGGUAGAAGUAUAUUUCUUGUAAAUGACCUUUGUAUUUAUCUUUUGUAAGCUUUGUAAGACGUAGGGCCGUAGGUUAGUGUACGAACUACGAAUAUUGUGAUUGAUUAUUUCUUUGAGUUUGUAUUUACCGAGAUAUUUUGUUCUGCGUAUAUAUACUUCGUUUCGACAGAUAUUCUUAAUAACUUUGUUACUUCAGAGUGCAAUAUGUACAAAUAUUUACAUAUAAAAUGUACAGUCAAUUUUUAGUUUUAAUGUGUCAACGCAAUAUGUAUCGCUCCGGAUUCGUUGAAUGUACACAGAAAGGCAUAAUAAAAUGAUAUCACAAGUGAGUCGCGAUUUUGUCGCGACAUUCACUCUCACUAUUGUGUUUUUCUAAUAUUUAAGUGAUUAAUUUUAUUAUAGAGGAACUAGGCGAACUUUGUAUUUAAAUUUGCUUAUUUUUUUUAGCAGAUUAGAUUUGUUUACAUUGAUAAGACGAAUAUUGUACAUUUUGAAUUGAUUUUAAAGCGAUUUAGUUGUUAUUUAGUAACGAAUUUUCUUAUUAGGUGUAACUGGCAGCCUCGUGGAGUGGCUCGGGGUCCACUGAUACCAGUGCGACGCGUGCAAUGUGGAUGUUUAGUUGUGGGCACCGAGCCGCGCCUCGCGCAUGCGCACGCGCACGCGACCGCGACCCGCCUCCGUUCCGCCGCCUUACCUCUAUAUGGUUUCUGAUAUUUGCACUAGUUGCACUCUCAACGACCACCAGUGGAACAUAAAGGCCAAAAUUUCUCACUUCUAGUGCCACGUCUGACGAUGGAAAGGCUGAUAAGCUAUAAGGGCCCAUUCCGUGUUUGUCUAAACACAUUUUUUUUUUGUAUACUAUUACUUAAAACUUAUUAGUCCGCUGUAACUAUUAUUUUCCCCCUAAUACUUUGCCUUUGUGAACCCCGCGUUAUGUUUAACAACAAUGGUGAAGAGAAUUAGAUAUAGGGAACAGACAUGACGAUAUGUUAAAAUUUUAGAGAGUCAACUUUUAUAAAUGAUUACAAAAACAAACCGUGAAAAGGUGUGUACAAAAUGAGGAAAUUUGUAUGAAACUUGUUAUGCGAAUAAACUUACACCACAAGAUAAAUUAUAAAAAAAAUA